AUGGUGGCCAGACGCUUCAGAUUCCUGCAGAAGCUCAGCCUCCCGGGCCAGGGCCACCGGUACGAGGCUCUGGAGAGGGACGAGGAGGAGGCCCUGAUCCACGAGCAACUGGGACAGAAAGCCGAGGACAAGGAGAAGGCAGUCACAGCCCUGCCCCCCAAGGAGGCGUGCAAGUGCCACAACGAGGACUUGGCCAGAGCGUUCUGCGUGGAUUUGGACAAGGGACUGUCAGAGUUCUCGGUGACACAGCGUCGGCGGGUCCACGGCUGGAAUGAGUUUAUCGCUGACAACGCUGAGCCUGUGUGGAAGAAAUACCUGGACCAGUUCAAGAACCCCCUGAUCCUGCUGCUGCUGGGCUCCGCCCUGGUGAGCAUCCUCACCCAGGAGUAUGAGGACGCCGUUAGCAUUGCCCUGGCUGUCCUCAUUGUGGUCACGGUGGCCUUCGUCCAGGAGUACAGGUCGGAGAAGUCUCUGGAAGAGCUGACCAAGCUGGUGCCCCCGGAAUGUAACUGCAUCAGGGACGGAAAGCUCCAGCGCAUGCUCGCGCGAGAUCUGGUUCCCGGAGACAUUGUGGCUCUCUCCAUCGGAGACCGGAUCCCCGCCGACAUCCGACUCACGGAGGUCACAGACCUCCUGGUGGAUGAAUCCAGUUUCACGGGAGAAGCUGAGCCAUGCAGCAAGACAGACGCCCCCCUGGCGGACAGCGGCGACCUCAGCACCCUGAGCAACAUCGUCUUCAUGGGAACGCUGGUGCAGUGCGGGAAGGGGCAGGGGGUCGUGAUUGGCACCGGUGAGAGGUCUCAAUUUGGAGAGGUGUUCAGGAUGAUGCAGGCGGAAGAGACGCCUAAGACUCCCUUGCAGAAGAGCAUGGACCAGCUGGGCAAGCAGCUGACCCUCUUCUCGUUUGGCAUCAUUGGUCUCCUCGUGCUCCUGGGCUGGGUGCAGGGCAAGCCGCUGCUCAGCAUGUUCACCAUCGGGGUCAGCCUGGCUGUGGCCGCCAUUCCCGAGGGCUUGCCCAUCGUCGUCACGGUGACGCUGGUCCUGGGCGUGCUGCGCAUGGCCAAGAAGCGGGUGAUGGUGAAGAAGCUGCCCAUCGUGGAGACUCUGGGUUGCUGUGAUGUCAUCUGCUCAGAUAAGACAGGGACACUGACGGCCAACGAAAUGACCGUCACCCAGCUGGUCACCUCCGAUGGGCUGCAGGCCCAGGUCAGCGGCGUCGGGUACAACGGCACGGGCGCCGUGCGUCUUCUCCCAACCAAGGAAGUGGUCAAGGGGUUUGCCAGCGUCUCCGUGGGGCGGCUGGUGGAGGCUGGCUGCGUGGCCAACAAUGCUGUCGUGGGGAAGAACUCGGUGAUGGGGCAGCCCACCGAGGGCGCCCUGCUCGCGCUGGCCAUGAAGAUGGACUUAAGUCACGUCAAAGACUUGUACGUCCGAAGGGAAGAGAUCCCCUUCAGUUCCGAGCAGAAGUGGAUGGCGGUGAGAUGCAGCCUGAAGAAUGAGGAUGGGGACGACAUGUACUUCAUGAAGGGAGCCUUGGAGGAGGUGGUGCGCUGCUGCAGCCUCUACAACCAUGGGGGCCUCUCCCUGCCGCUGACGCCCCAGCAGGAGGCCUUCUGGAGGCAGGAGGAGAGGAGGAUGGGGGCGCUGGGGCUGCGGGUGCUAGGCCUGGCCUCCGGGCCCGAGCUGGGGCGGCUGACCUUCCUGGGUCUGGUGGGCAUCAUCGACCCCCCGAGGGCCGGCGUGAAGGAAGCCAUCCAGCUGCUCUCGGCCGCGGGCGUGUCGGUGAAGAUGGUGACGGGGGAUGCCCUGGAGACAGCCAUGGCCAUAGGAAGGAACAUCGGCCUGUGUGACGAGCAGCCGAAGGCCAUGUCUGGGGAAGAGGUGGAGGGCGCCGAGCAGGGCGAGCUGGCGGCCUGCGUGGAGCAGGUGUCUGUGUUCUACAGGACCAGCCCCAAGCACAAGGUCAAGAUCAUAAAGGCCCUGCAGGAGUCGGGGGCGGUGGUGGCCAUGACGGGGGACGGCGUGAACGACGCGGUGGCCCUGAAGUCCGCGGACAUCGGAGUUGCCAUGGGACAGACGGGGACGGAUGUCAGCAAGGAAGCCGCCGACAUGGUGCUGGUGGACGAUGACUUCUCAGCCAUCAUGGACGCCGUGGAGGAAGGCAAGGGGAUCUUCCACAACAUCAAGAACUUUGUCCGCUUCCAGCUGAGCACGAGCAUCGCAGCCCUGAGCCUCAUCACCCUGUCCACCGUGUGCGACCUGCCCAGCCCCCUCAACGCCAUGCAGAUCCUGUGGGUGAACAUCAUCAUGGACGGGCCGCCAGCCCAGAGCUUGGGGGUGGAGCCUGUGGACAGGGACGCCCUGGGCCAGCCGCCACGCCGCGUCCAGGACACGAUCCUGAGCAGGGUCCUGGUCCUGCGGAUCCUCAUGUCUGCGGCCACCAUCCUCAGCGGGACCCUCUUUAUCUUCUGGAAGGAGAUUCCUGAGGACAAGGCCAGCACCCCGCGCACCACCACCAUGACCUUCACCUGCUUUGUGUUUUUCGAUCUCUUCAAUGCCCUGAGCUGCCGAUCUCAGACCAAGUUGAUUUUCGAGCUCGGUUUCCUCCGGAACCGCAUGUUCCUCUACUCGGUGCUGGGCUCGAUCCUGGGGCAGCUGGCGGUGAUCUACGUCCCUCCCCUGCAGAAGGUGUUCCAGACGGAAGGCCUGGGCGCGCUGGAUCUGCUGCUGUUAACUGGCCUGGCCUCGUCCGUCUUCAUCUUCUCGGAGCUACUCAAGCUUUGCGAGCGGCACUCCGCCCAGGAGUUCGGGGCAGGGCGCCGUCAGGGCAUGGACUCCACCUGCCGCACUGGGACCCUGGUGUCCGUUCUCAGGAGCCUGCGCCUCGCCCUGGACACGGCGGGAGAAACUCCCUGCCGCCCAGACGGCCACAUCGGGCCCCUGACCCUUCAGCCUGAGGCUGAAGUGGUCGAGGACUAA
This is a messenger RNA of Dipodomys spectabilis (banner-tailed kangaroo rat), 2979 nucleotides long. It is a transcript of the gene Atp2c2, whose product is annotated as ATPase secretory pathway Ca2+ transporting 2. Bases 1 to 2979 code for a protein of 992 amino acids. Gene Ontology annotation, biological process: manganese ion transport; calcium ion transmembrane transport; intracellular calcium ion homeostasis. The transcript has 29 exons. The record is from RefSeq and is a predicted model, not a curated record. Gene Ontology annotation, molecular function: ATP hydrolysis activity; P-type calcium transporter activity; ATP binding. Gene Ontology annotation, cellular component: plasma membrane; endoplasmic reticulum; Golgi membrane. NCBI's taxonomy places the organism in Eukaryota, Metazoa, Chordata, Mammalia, Rodentia, Heteromyidae.